Messenger RNA from Drosophila ananassae, 3385 nucleotides. It is a transcript of the gene Sox21b, whose product is annotated as SOX domain-containing protein dichaete. The transcript has 7 exons. Gene Ontology annotation, molecular function: DNA-binding transcription factor activity, RNA polymerase II-specific; RNA polymerase II cis-regulatory region sequence-specific DNA binding. The record is from RefSeq and is a predicted model, not a curated record. Gene Ontology annotation, biological process: cell differentiation; positive regulation of transcription by RNA polymerase II; anatomical structure morphogenesis. The coding region runs from base 1008 to 2843 and encodes 611 amino acids. Lineage: Eukaryota; Metazoa; Arthropoda; Insecta; Diptera; Drosophilidae.
UUGGCCGGAUUGGGGAGCAAAAAAGACUCGUUUUUGGCUCGUGUGGGUAUGUUUUUGAAGAGAGAGCGCGCGCCAAGUUUUUAGUGAAGCGUCGGAACGUAUCCGUUGAAUAGCCACCAAAGCGCGCUUAGAUGCAGCAAGCCAGCUACCCAGAAGAGCCGUUCUUCAGCCAUCAGCCAGCGACGGUUUUAGCCCCCUCGCCAGAUCAGGCCAAAAUACCAGAUCAUCCGGACAAAAAAAUUAAAAACAAACUAUUACCGGGUCAUCUCUUACAAGAAACAUCUCUGAAAAGUGUUUAAAAACUUGAAAGUAAUACGUUUUUAAAACAAUUCUAGUGUAUUGCAUAACUAUAUCUCUAAAAUAUAAUAACCUUAAUAACCGUGGCCCAUAUGAUAUCAAGUUUUAAGUGCUCGUCUAAACAAACACGAAGAGAAAUCAAAAUAAAAAUAUACUCCAACUCCCAUAAAGUUGUGAAAUUCUAAGCUACUUACUUGUAUCGUUAAACUCCAAAUCAAACAAGCUCCAUUCUUUCUAUAGAGGCAUAGAAGUAUCUUAUCAAUGAAUGGAAAGCAACAUAAACUAGUGAUAUCCAAUAUGUAAAGUGUUCGACAAACAGUAUCGGUUACGAAAGAUCGGCUCAAGAUCGUAAAAGUCAACAAAUUCAACAGUUUAUGGCGGCUCGGAAAGUGGGAAAUUCAUAAACGACAGAAACAAACCAUAAACAUAUACAUAUUAACUCGAUUCGGUAGUAUAUUCCGUAUCUACAUAUAUGCCGCCAUUGAAUUUUUGAUUCCAAUUGUUGGGGUUACGGGAAAUACAAAGGAAAUGCAGAACUUAUCGAGCUCCACGCGUCUAAAACUCGACUCCACCACCAGUUCCAGAACCACUAGAUCCAGCACCACCCAGUCCGACCGUCGGCUCACAGGCCGUAGAUUGAGCCACCGAGGAAGCAGCGGAUCCGGAAUCGGAAACGGAAACGGAAGCGGUAGCCCGGCUCCGUCUGCGAUAUGAUGGAACGUCUGUCCACGCACCUGUCGCUCACCGGCCUAUCGCUCGCACACCCCUUGCAGACUCACCUGAGCUCCGUGGGCUCCGGCGGUGGAUCUCACCAUCUUGGACAAUUGGCGGCGGCGGUGCAGCAGCACCACCAACACCACCAACAGCAACAGCAGCAGCAUCAGCAACAGUCGGAUCAGGGUCUCGGCCAGUCGCAUCACUUGCACGGCGGGCAAUUGUCGCUGAACCACCAGCACCACAACCCACACCAGUCGCCGCACCACCAGCAGCAGCACCAGCACCACCCGUGCAGCAGCAACAGCAGCAACGGUUCCCCGAACGGCUCCAGUGGCUUGGGGCUGCAUCCGCACUCGGCUCUCCACCUGGCCCACCACCACUCCCAGCUGCACCAGCACCACCCGUCGUCGGGCCAGCAACAGCAGACGCCGCAGGGUCAGCCGGCAGUCUCCUCCUCCUCGUCCUCCUCGACGGCGGCCUCGCACCACAGCCACUCGCACUCCCAGUCGCAGUCGCUGUCCCACCAGCCGCACACCAACGGCAGCUCACAGCUGGGCGGUGGAGCCGGUGCUGGAGCCGGGGCCUCGAACAGCCACCACAGCGGCGCAGCCACCAGCAGCGUUAUGGCCGCCGCAGCAGCUGCCCACCUGCACCACAAUUCGCAGGCAUCGCCCAUCAGCAACCUGCACCAGAACAUGGGCAGUCUCAUGAACAGCGGCAGCAGUGCCAGCGAUGUCUUCUUUAGUCUAAUGAUCCAAAACACAACGAAGAGACAGAAUGAGGAGCACAUUAAACGUCCAAUGAAUGCUUUUAUGGUCUGGUCCCGAUUACAGAGGCGCAAAAUAGCUCAGGAUAAUCCAAAAAUGCAUAACUCGGAGAUAUCCAAGCGACUGGGUGCCGAGUGGAAGUUACUUACCGAGGAGGAGAAGCGACCCUUCAUCGACGAGGCCAAAAGAUUGAGAGCCAUGCACAUGAAGGAGCAUCCGGACUACAAGUAUCGACCGAGACGCAAGCCCAAAGCCCUGAGACGGGAUGGUUAUCCUUAUCCAAUGCCAUAUCCUUCGGUUCCAGUCGAGGCACUAAGAGCAGGCAUUACCCCCGGCUACUUUGCCCCUGGACCCACUGCCGCCGCCUAUCACCUGGGCAGCCAUCUCGGCCAGACAUCGACGCCGAGCACGACGCAGGCCACCCUCUCCGGACAGAUGGACAAGUUCGCCCUGGAACGGAGCUCGUAUCUGAGCAAUGCGGCAGCGGCGGCGGCGGGCAGCCAGGCGAGUGCCUACAGCGCCUACCUGGACCCCAGCGUCCUCACCAAGGCCUACUUCGACUCCAAGAUGUACCAGGACCGGGCGGCCAACUAUGCCUUCGACAUAUCCAAGAUCUAUGGCGCCCAGCAGCAUGCCGCCGCCCACCACCAACAGCAACAGCAGCAGCAGCAGCAGCAACAACAGUUGCUACUAGCCGGUGGCGGGGGCGGGGGCGGAGGCAGUGUGGGUGGCGGCGGCGGCAGUGCCAGCUCCCACAACAACAACAGCAGCAGCGGCCUGGACGAGCGGGAUGCCACGCCCCAGCUGGAAACGGGUGGGAGCCUGGUAGUGGAUGCCAAGCCGCACCUCCAUUCGCCCAGCGACGUGGGCCUGGACUAUGCCCAGUAUGCCCAGCAGUACGGCCAGCUCUCCACGGCAGCGGCAGGCGGCGGAUCAGUGGGUGGGGCGGUUGGAGGAUCUAUCGGUGGAUCCGGAGGUGGUGGCGGCGGGGGCGGAGGCAGUGGCGGGGCUGGAGGGGCAACCGCCGCGGACUUUCGGCGACCGCUGACGGUGAUCUUCUGACCACCAUCUUCCAAUGGCAGCGAGGAGUUGAACUUGUCCAUGACCUAGGAAAAUAAUCACAAAAAGCUCACAGAAACAAGUGGAAGGAUAACACAAGGCUAAGGAAUCAGCUAAGGAGGAGAAGCCCUUGAAAAGGACAUAACGAAUACAACCGAAAACGCGAGAUUAAAGUUAAAAAAUAGCCAACAUUUAAGAUUAAGUCUCCAGUUGUAAACUAAACAUAAGCUUUGUUAAAACAAAAAAUCGAAUCGGAAAAAUAUGAAGGAUUUUGGAGAGUGAUGCAUAAAUAUCAUGAGAAAAAAUAUUAAGAAAAAUCAGUUAGCUAAAAAAUAUUUAAUUAAAAACUUUAAUUAAUUACAAAACAACAACGAGCGGUGCAAUUUUUUAUGUUUUAAAAGCAGAACGAAGUGCAUAGCAUAAAUUUAAACUUAAACAUAAAUGUAUUUAAAUUCUACACUCACAGAAACACAAACACACAAUAUAUAUACAUUAAAAUUAAAACAAAAUACAACCGAAAAUAAAGAAACAAAAUUAAAACUAAA